Messenger RNA from Peniophora sp. CBMAI 1063, 900 nucleotides. The record is from the annotation of a GenBank genome assembly. Lineage: Eukaryota; Fungi; Basidiomycota; Agaricomycetes; Russulales; Peniophoraceae.
AUGUUCACGGUUCUUGCGGCUGCUCUCUUUGCCUCUGCGGUCUAUGCGGCUCCGAGUCCUACCAUCGUCCCGCGUGCAGUGACGACGCUGUCGGUCUCCCAACUGGAUGCGUACACGCCCUACACGCAGUUCGCGCGCGCUGCAUACUGCAAUGUGGGCACCGACUGGGCUUGUGGAGACGCCUGCUCGGCAAAUGCGGACUUCACUGUGGACAUCGCCGGCGGCGACGGGGACAGCGUCCAGUACUACUUCACUGGAUACUGGCCCUCGAAGAACACGAUCGUCGUCGCGCACGAGGGCACUGAUCCUACGCAGUUCGAGAGUGUACUCACGGAUGUCGACUUUGUGUUCGCCGACCUGGAUAGCACCCUCUUCCCGGGCGCUCCGAGCGGCGUGCAGGUUCACAAGGGCUUCGCAGACGAACACGCUCAAACGGCAACUGACAUCCUGGCUUCUGUCAAGAGUCUUCUGAGUUCGCAUAGCGGCGCAAGCGUUACCGCAAUCGGCCAUUCGCUUGGUGGUGCCCUCGCCGAGCUCGACUCGCUCUACCUCUCCUUGAACUUGCCAUCUGGCACAACAGUCUCUGGCGUGACCUACGGCACACCUCGCGUCGGCAACCCGGAUUUCUCGGACUACUUUGAUGGCGUUGUGUUGAACUUCACACGCGUGAACAACGAGCAGGACCCUAUCCCGACGCUUCCGCCAGCAGACUUCGGCUUCCAGCACGUUGCGAAGGAGAUCCAUAUCCUCGAUACGGACUCUGCUGUCCUGUGCCCGGGCGCCGAGGAUACCACGGACGCGCAGUGCAUCGACCAGACUGAGCCGUCAAUCACGGACAGCGACAUCCUUAACCACCUUGGACCUUACCAGGGCGUAUACAUCGGCACGAUCUACUGCUGA